Zophobas morio is the source of this 5524-nucleotide messenger RNA. Its product is annotated as NACHT and WD repeat domain-containing protein 2. Bases 75 to 5183 code for a protein of 1702 amino acids. The record is from RefSeq and is a predicted model, not a curated record. Gene Ontology annotation, molecular function: protein binding. The transcript is spliced from 13 exons. Lineage: Eukaryota; Metazoa; Arthropoda; Insecta; Coleoptera; Tenebrionidae.
CCACGACAUCGAUUCACCACCCGUUCUUCAUUCCUCUUCAAGACCGCGAAAAGCAAAGACGCGAAACCAGCACCAUGGACGACCGAACCAUCGACUUAAUUUUCGCCGGCUCCCUCGAAAACCUGCCCCCGGUGAGCUCGAAAAUCGUCCGAAUUUUCACCAGCUCCACGUUCACAGACACCACGAUGGAAAGAAACACCCUCAUGGCCAAGUGUUACCCGAAAAUCAAGGACUACUGCCGCGAAAAGCACGGGCUGGAAUUCCAGGUCGUGGACAUGAGGUGGGGGGUGAGGGAUGAGGCCACCGACGAUCACAUGACUACGGAGCUGUGCAUGAAGGAGAUCCAGAACUGUCAGAGGCUGUCCAUGGGGCCGAAUUUUGUCGUGUUUCUGGGUCAAAAAUACGGCUACCGCCCCAUCCCCACCUACAUCCUCUCCUCCGAGCUGCAGAUGAUCCGCGACGAACUCGCCGCCACCGGCCACGACGCCACCCUCAUCGACACCUGGUACCGCAAGGACAGCAACGCCGUCCCCCCCAUCUCCGUCCUGCAGCCCAUCUCCUCCAUCCUCAUCAACUUCAACAACAAGCGCAUCCCGAAGCUGCAAGCCGAAGACCAGGCCAAGUGGUGGGACACCCUCAACAAGUUCCAGAAGCUCUUCCGCAAGGCCGCCGCCUCCUUGUACCAGCAGAACAAGAUGGACCCCGACGCCAUGCACAACUACUUCAUGUCCGUGACCGAGCGGGAGGUCAUCAACGGCAUCCUCAACGUGAAGAACACCAAGAACCACUGUCUGGCCUACAUCAGGAUGAUCAACAACAUCAACUUGCAGAACCUGAAGAAGGCGUCUCUGUUCGUCGACAUCAUCAACAGAAGCUUGGACUCCGAGUCGGCGAAGCUGUUGGCGAACCUGAGGGACGAGCGUCUGCCGGCGAAAAUCGAGAGCAGCAACAUGCAGAAGUACACGGUGGAGUGGAUCGGGCGCGAGGGGUUGGACAACGAAACACACGAAGACUACUUGAAGCACUUCAUCACCCACUUCUACAAGAACAUCGUAAAACUAGUGGAUCGAGCCAUGCGGAAAGAAGACUCCAGUGCCCAGGGUCAGAUCGUCACGGAAAUCCUCCAGCAUCUGCACGCUUGUAACAACUCAGUUAAAGUUUUCUACGGGAGAGAAGAGAGUCUGGAGCACAUCCACCAGUACAUGACCAACGACUCCGACAAGCUUCUGGUUCUGUACGGGGAAGGAGGUUGCGGGAAAACGUCGCUUCUGGCCAAAACCGCCAGCAUGUCCACCAGUACUGAGUGGUUUAAGAACGCCAAACCCAUUAGUAUUAUCCGCUUCUUGGGCACCACUCCAGACUCGUCUGCUUUAACGCCGACUUUAAUUUCCAUCUGUCAGCAGAUUUCGUACAACUUCAUGCUUCCGUUUGACGGUAUCCCGGACGAUUUGGUGCCUCUAACGGCGCACUUUAAGUAUCUGCUGACGCUUGCCACGAAGGAGCAGCCUUUGGUGCUCUUCCUGGAUUCCGUGGAUCAACUAACCGGGACCCAGGACGCUAAUAAAGUGUCAUGGCUGCCGACGAGAUUGCCACCAUAUUGUAAAAUCCUGGUGUCGUGCGCGUCCGAAGAAAGCAACCCAGAAGUGUCCAGAGAGUACCACAUUCUGCGCCGGAUGGUCGACGUGGAGGAGAACUUCAUCGAAGUGAAAGCUCUUGGCGAAGAGUUGGCCAUGAAAGUCGUCAAGAUGUGGAUGAGGACGGCCUGUCGCGACUUGACCAACUACCAGUGGCGCCUCGUCUCCAACGCCAUCGAAAAGUGCAGCCUGCCCAUCUUCGUGAAGCUCGUCUUCGCGGAAAUCUGCAGGUGGCGCAGUUACACCAAGAGUCAAGACACCCACCUCGCUUCCACCGUCAUGGACUCCAUCAUGAUGUUAUUCGAACGAAUCGAGAAACAGCACGGGAGAAUCCUGGUCUUCCACGCUUUAGCCUACAUCACCGCCGCCAAAAGCGGCCUGUCUGAGUCCGAGCUCGAAGACUUGAUUUCCCUCGAUGACAAAGUCCUGGACGACGUGUACCAGUACCAUUUACCGCCCGUGCGGAGAAUCCCGCCGUUGUUGUGGACCCGCAUCAGGAACGACUUACCCAACUACUUGUCUGAGCGGGAAGCCGAUGGGGUCAGCGUCAUGAACUGGUACCAUCGUCAGUUCCGGGACACCGCGAAGGAGCGCUACUUCAAGAACAUGAACAUGGCGAUGUACUUCCACUCCAUGAUCGCCGACUACUUCCUAGGGAUUUGGGGCGGCGGCAAUCCCAAACCUUUCAAGUACACCGAAAUCCAAAGACACAGAUUCAACCUAACCGACAAAGAAGGCGUCGCUGAUCGUAAAGUCCCGGUUCAACCUCUGGUUUUCUACAGCAAGGAUGGUAAAGUCUCCAGGUACAACCUCCGGAAGUUCGGCGAGCUUCCGUUCCACCUGGUGCGCUCCAGACGCUUCAAGGACCUCUACGAGAACGUUCUCUUCAACUACGAGUGGCUUCAUGCCAAGUUGUCGAGCUGUCCGUUGCAGGCGGUGUUGGCGGACUACGAAGAUGCUAGUAACCACAUCGAGGAUAAGGAUGCGAAGAGGGAGUUGAUGCUGGUGGCUGAUGCUCUGCGUCUGGGGGGUGCUGUCUUGGGGCAGUACCCCAACAUGCUGGCGCCGCAGCUCAUAGGGCGACUCUUGCCAGAAGUGGGGAAGAAUCCGAAUAUAAAAAUGUUGCUGAAUGAUUGUGAUAUUAAGGGUCCGGUGCAUUGUUCGUUGUUGCCGGUUUACCACUGUCUUCAUACGCCUGGAGGGCCGCUGAAGUACUCGCUGGAGGGGCAUCAGUUUGCGGUUUUUGCGAUUUGUCUCACUUCGGAUUAUAGAUAUGUCGUAUCUAUUUCGAAUAGGUUCAUAACGUGGGAUUUGUCCACUAGUGAUUUGACUAGGGAUGUGAAUCCUAACAUAGAGGGGAUCAUGCAGCAGCUGGUACUGAGUCCGGAUAAUAAGUGGGCGGCAGCUUACACCAAUAACAACCAGACGGUGCUUCUGAACAUGCUGUCCAGCGAAUUCGUCCUCACCGACAACCCCCUCCCAGAAGACCAAGCCGUCUGCGGCAUCUACCUCCUCAACCGCAACCUCUACAUCUAUGGGACUUCCUCUUGGGUGAAGUUCGAUAUGCGCGGCAACCGAGAGGACGACUUCUCCGCCACGGUGGACCGAACCGAGUGGCAAAUCCUAUCCAUGGAGUUCGACAACCCCACCCAGCACCGGAUAAUCUUCUGGAAGGGCAACCUCGACGACCCCCGCAUGCUCCUCCACUUCAAGCAAAGCGAAACCGACUUCGAGCCCUUCGACUUCCACAGCGCCAUCGUCUUCUCCAAGGACAAAUCCACGAUGUACGCUUGCACCACCGAGGGCUCCUACGCCGUCACCAAGUACGCGCGCUGCGACGCCGACUCCAGGUGGCAGUUUGAUCAGAAUCUACCCAGGAUGGAGAACGACGAUUCUGAAGUCAUGCUGCAGCUCAAACUGGACAAGCACGACCAAGUUCUUUUCGGUACCACCAGCAACGGUUUCGUCCUGUGGGACUUCAACGACGAGAACAACAUCAGCCGCGAAGCCGUCGUGCUCAAACUCCCCUACGGCACCCGGAACAUCACCACCAGGAUCCUCCAGUCCAACUCCGUCAUGCUCAGCGGCCGCCGCAACUACGCCAUCGCCGGCGUGCGCAAGAACCUCUACGUCUGGAGCAUGCAGGACUACAAGCUGGUGAAAAUCCUGGACGCCCACUUCGGCCGGAUCAUCCAGCUGGAGGCCCUCACCGUCGGCAACUGGAACAGCAUCGUGACGUCGUCGAUCGACCGCACCGUCAAGGUGUGGAACAUCAACAACAUCUUCGAGCAGGUGCACGUGAUCGACAGGCACGAGCUCCAGGUGGACUCCAUCAGCCUGUCGGACGACUUGAGUCUCGCGGUGACGGUUACGAGGAACUGCGUGGGGGUGUGGGACCUGAGGGUGGGGAAGCUGAUGGCCAGACUAGCGGACAGUCCUCUGGGGGCGAUUGUGACCCAUGCCGUCAUCACUCCGGACGGGAAGUACAUAAUUUCCGCGGAGUCGGGGAAUUUUUUGGUUUGGUUGAGGUUGACAGAGCAGGUGAUUUACAAGGAGGAGCAGCCGGGGAUAAGGCAGUUGACGCUGAUGAAUGAGGGGACGAAGGUGGUGUCGAUUUCGAAGCCGAGUAAUCCGCCAGGCACGGAUGUGGUGCGGACGGUGGCCACGGUGUGCAUUCGGGAAAUACCAGGUGGGGAGAUGGAGUACAGUUUCGAGUACCCCGUCCGCAGCAUAACCGGAGUACCUUUCAAGCCGGCGGUGAUCACCUCCGACAGCCUCCACCUGGUGGUGGUGGCCGCCGACAAGACCAACCGCGACUGCGUCAUGGUUUACAACGCCACCAACGGAAACCUAGUGCACAAGAUAUCUCUAAAAGCCUCCGGAAUCAAAGACGUGGGAACUCUGGUGGCCAUGCCCCACAAAGGUCACCUCAUAGCCGUCAUGAACAUCGACAAAGGCGGCAUCAUCGACAUUAAAUCAAAGAAGCACCUGAGGAGCGUGCCCAAGUGGGGCGGAAGCGUCACCAAAGACGGAAAGUACGGGUUGUACGCACCUUCGAGAGGGGGUCUGGAGCUCCUGGAGCUGAAAAAGGGUCAAAGUGUCAGGACUUUCAUCCCGAAAGUAGCCGAAGGUGUUUUCACUAUUAUUUGUCUUUUUAAUAAGACGGAUGAGUACGUUUUGUACUACCACAGUGGGCGAAAAACGUUGAGGGUGUUCCGAACUAGUGAUGCUACCAUGGUUGCAAAUUACCGUGUGCAAGCUGAAUUGACGGCUGUGGAGAGUACUCCGGAUGGGAAGGCUCUGGUUUUGGGGACGGUAGAUGGUUGUGUUUCCGUUUUGGCUAUUGUUGAUACGGAUAAUCAAGAACUGGACGAUUAUCUGGCUGAAAUGCCUUCCAGAGACGAAGAGUGGAAGAAAAAAGUGAACAAAAUGAAGGCAGCCACUCGUUUCAAGGCCGUCGGCUCCAUCGCGAAACUUUCAACCGUUUUCGCCAACAACGUAACCAACAUCCUCAACUCCGCCGCAGAAGAAAUCAUCGAAGAAGAUUAAACAAUCAAUAAAAUAGGUGUUUUAUUUAUUUAUAAUAUUCCCUCAUACAUCAUAUAUUUUACAUUCAAUUAAAAGGUCGUGUCGUAUUUUUGAAAAAAAUUUAAACAGUUUUGGGUGCUUCUAGUAUAUUUUUUAAAAGAAUGUGAAACGUUCGUGGAAGCCCAUAACGUUUCGUGGAAAAUCGUGAAAAAUUUUUGGGGCUCCUGGUGCUUUAUUUUUGAGGGAGUUUGAAACAAUCUUGGAAAGAUUGUCUUUUUAGAAAUGAUAAUCAUAUCAUUUGUGUAUGUAUUUUAUUUGUAUAAUGUAUCGUUAAUCUCCAAUUUGUCAGAAGUUGUACACAU